UUAUGUUUCCUCAAGCUUGUAAACCAAUCCACAAUUUAAAUAAAUCGUUUUUUUUGUUUUUAAUAAGGUAUCUGUACUUACAUACUAGAAGCGAUUUAAAAACACUGUUAAAAAAACAAUAUGACUGUUGGGGAAACAGGCCAGAAUUUGCCAUGGGUUGAAAAAUAUCGCCCAAAAAGAUUGGAUGAUUUAGUAUCUCAUGAUGAUAUAAUAAAAACAAUAAAUCAAUUUAUGAAAGAGAAUCAGCUCCCACAUCUACUAUUCUACGGUCCUCCUGGAACCGGGAAGACAUCUACCAUUCUAGCCUGUGCCAAACAAAUGUACACUCCACAGCAAUUUAGUUCGAUGGUGUUGGAACUUAAUGCUUCUGACGAUAGAGGCAUUGGCAUUGUUAGAGGUCAGAUACUCAGUUUUGCCUCAACAAGGACUAUAUUUAAAGCAGGACCUAAAUUAAUUAUACUUGAUGAAGCUGAUGCUAUGACAAAUGACGCUCAGAAUGCACUAAGGAGAAUUAUAGAGAAGUACACCGAGAAUGUAAGGUUUUGCAUAAUAUGCAACUACCUGGGUAAAAUUAUUCCAGCAUUACAGUCGCGGUGUACGCGAUUUCGUUUUGCCCCUCUCAAGCAAGAUCAAAUUGUGCCGAGAUUACAAGAAAUUGUCACAACGGAAGGUGUAAAAAUGUCAGAGGGCGGAAUGAAGGCGCUUCUCACCUUGUCCGGGGGUGAUAUGAGAAAGGUUUUGAAUACGCUUCAAAGCACGUGGCUGGCGUAUCGUGACGUCACCGAAGAUAAUGUUUACACUUGCGUCGGCCACCCCCUCCGCGCCGAUAUCGACAGCAUACUCAAUUGGUUGCUAAACGAAAAUGAUUUUUCCGCCUGCUUUAAAUCCAUACAAGACUUGAAGAUUGCAAAAGGAUUAGCACUGAGCGAUAUAUUGGCUGAAGUCCAUACUAUCAUACAGAGAGUGAAACUGCCUCCAGAAGUAUUAGUGUCAUUGCUCAUAAAGAUGUCAGACGCUGAAGCGAGGUUGGCGAGCGGAAGCAGCGAGCGGGUUGAACUUGCCGCGCUCAUCGCGAGCUUCCAGAUCGCUAGGGAUCAAGUCAAACUAGACACAGAAGUUUCGUAGAAAAAACGUUAGUUUUAAAAUCAAACUAAAAAUGUAAGAUAUCUGCGACAUACCUUUUAUUGUGAUGAUAAUAAUAUUAUGUUAAUUAAAUUUAAG
This is a messenger RNA of Bombyx mandarina (wild silkworm), 1221 nucleotides long. It is a transcript of the gene RfC3, whose product is annotated as replication factor C subunit RfC3. Gene Ontology annotation, molecular function: GTPase activity; DNA binding; ATP binding. Lineage: Eukaryota; Metazoa; Arthropoda; Insecta; Lepidoptera; Bombycidae. Gene Ontology annotation, cellular component: DNA replication factor C complex; nucleus. The record is from RefSeq and is a predicted model, not a curated record. Gene Ontology annotation, biological process: DNA-templated DNA replication; DNA repair.